Molecule: messenger RNA, 948 nt
Organism: Danio rerio (zebrafish)
Lineage: Eukaryota; Metazoa; Chordata; Actinopteri; Cypriniformes; Danionidae
Gene: ccpg1
Product: cell cycle progression 1
Source: RefSeq, marked validated
ACAUCGCCCAUAUUGCAGCCGCCGCCGUGUUGUUAUUCGUACGGUGUGAUGUUGAUGUUUUGGCUCUGUUGGAGAGGCGUGACGUUUAAUGCUAGAUUUGCACAGAGGACAUUUGCCUUCUUCCCUUUUCCCGCUGCAGUUUACUUUUAAUACAGCUGGCUGAGAGAUGUCUGAAAGCUCCAGUGACACGGAGUCGUCCUGCGGAUGGACCGUCAUUAGUAAUGAGGGAUCGGAUAUUGAGACACUGGGGCCGGAUAAUGCUGGCGAGUGUGAGGAUGGAGUGGUUAGCCUGCCUUCACAUGUUCCCGAUGCCACACAGGUUGAGGAGAGUUUGGGAGAGCCUUCUCUCAACCUCACACUGCGAGCGGAGGCCACAUCUGAACCUGUCAGAGAGGUUGAGGCUGGUGCAGAAGAGCAUGUGAUUCUGUGCUCCUCCAGUGACAACUCGGACAUCAUCACCCUUGGAGAUGCUCGGGAGGCGGAGACUGAGGAGGAGCCUGUUGUUAAGAAGACGGAGGAAGCAGGAAGUGAGGAUCUCGGAAGCUCUUCCAGCAGCCAGUACACGUUUAGAGAGUCGGAGAAAACCUGGUACUGGAGUGUGUGGGGAUUGUCCAGGUGCGUGUGGGAAUACAGCAGUCGCUCUCUCUCAGUAUUCCCGGUGGAUCCUCCAGCGCAGCGAGAUGACAGUAACAGCAGCACUGAGGAUGAUGACGACGAUGAGACGAAGGCCAGUCCUGUGCUGAGGAGACGCAGAGUGAGGAGGAGCUCAGAGUCUGGAGACCCACAGGAGAAACACAGGAGAGCAGAGGAGGUUGUGGAGGAGAUUGCGGCUCAUCCGGACCCCCACGCAGCUCAGCAUGAUCUGGGUCCCGUCAGCAGCCCUCUGAACAAGUGUAUCCUGCUAGCGCUGCUCAUCGCCAUCAGCAUGGGCUUCGGACACUUCUACGG